AAGGUCAGACCCUCCUCCCUCCACCCCUUCCUUCAGCUCUUCUCUUUCCCAACUACUGAUCCUCAGCUGAGGCUUGACCCUCCCAGCGCCGCUCUGCUGAGGCUCCCAGAGGACAGCAGACAGGAUGACCCGAAACACGGUGACCGUGAAUGGAGUCGAUGUGGCCUCGACGCUGUCCCAGCCCAGCCACGUCAACAUCCACAUCCACCAGGAAUCAGCAUUGGCACAAUUGUUAAAAGCUGGGGCUUCCCUGAAGGAGCUCUUUUCUCGCCCUCGGGACACCGGCCCUUCCGAGGCCAGGAUGAGCUAUGGGCAGCUGGCGUUGGGGGUGACCCAGAUACUGCUGGGGGCUGCGAGCUGUGCUCUUGGAGUGUUGCUCUACUUUGGGCCCUGGACAGAGCUGCGUGCCUCAGGCUGCGCCUUCUGGGCAGGGUCUGUGGCUAUUGUAGCAGGAGCUGGGGCCAUUGUCCAUGAGAAGCACCGGGGCAAACUCUCAGGCUGUGCAUCAGGUCUGCUCACGCUGGCCGGUGUUGCUGUGUCUGUGGCUGCUGUUGUCCUCUGUGUGAAUAGCUUAACCUUGCAAAGUGAUGGCUUCUUGUACAUUGAUUCCGUGUGUGAUGCCCCAGAAAAUGUCACCAUGACCACUGGGUACAAAGAGGCAUGGCAAAGGAGUCGCACAUCACGGUGGGAGGAAGAUAGGUGCAGAACCUACAUGCAAAUGCUGAUGAACGUGUUCCUCGGCAUCCGUGCUCUGCUCCUGGCUGUCUGUGUCCUGCAGGUCAUCGUAUCCUUGGCUUCCCUGAUCCUGGGUCUUCGCAGCUUGUGUGGCCGGAGCUCCCAGCCGCUGAAUGAGGAAGGGUCAGAGAAAAAGCUACUGGGGGAGAAUUCGGUGCCUCCCUCGCCCUCCAAGGAGAAGACCGUGGCUAGCAUCAUCCUGUGAGCCGCUGCAGAGCCUGCCCCUGCCUGGGCCUCCGCAUACCCUCAGCCAGAGAGCCCAGGGCCUCUGGAGAGGAGGGCGGCCCCUCCCCAGGGCCCCUCACUGCCCUGCCCCUCUGCCCUGCCCCUCAUGCUCGCCUCUCCUUUGGCCACUGUCCCCGUCUCCUCCUCUUCCCACUGUUCCCACUCCAGCGGCCUCAAUUCAAGGAACAGGGGUUGUUGCCUUUUCUCCAAUGCCAAUAAAACAGAAACAACAAGAAAAAUAAUUUUGCCCAGAAAAGAUGUGGUCUCUCU
Molecule: messenger RNA, 1230 nt
Organism: Ailuropoda melanoleuca (giant panda)
Lineage: Eukaryota; Metazoa; Chordata; Mammalia; Carnivora; Ursidae
Gene: TMEM176B
Product: transmembrane protein 176B
Exons: 7
Coding region: 125-940 (271 amino acids)
Biological process (GO): negative regulation of dendritic cell differentiation
Cellular component (GO): membrane
Source: RefSeq, a predicted model, not a curated record